Sodiomyces alkalinus F11 is the source of this 1236-nucleotide messenger RNA. RefSeq lists its product as hypothetical. The record is from RefSeq and is a predicted model, not a curated record. The transcript has a single exon. The coding region runs from base 270 to 827 and encodes 185 amino acids. NCBI's taxonomy places the organism in Eukaryota, Fungi, Ascomycota, Sordariomycetes, Glomerellales, Plectosphaerellaceae.
GGGGACACUUCGGACGUUUAUAUUGGAAUACAACGUUGAUGUUCGAAGCCUUGCAUACCGUUGUCCGGGAAGUGAUUACUGAUGGCUCCCGCACGGGUAUAAAUACCAGCCCUAUCUACCACUACGCAAAGCGUUGAAUUCAUAUCUUCUGUAUCAAUCUUUGAUCGCAGACCUGAAUUUGCUGGCAUUCCGAUCCAGACAAGCCCUCAGAUCACCGCCGAGUCCUGCCUCCUCUAUCAAGAGGAAAAGAGCAUCCUGUUACAUUGGCCAUGAAGCUCGCUAUCGCCGCCACCAUCGCGACCAUCUCGGCCGUGGCCCUUUCGCAGCCAACGGCAACUGGUGACUGGGAUCCGAUGCCGACGCGGGGACCCUGUGGCCCCCAAAUCGAGGCGUCGUGCCCGGCUAAUGAACUUUGCGUCCCGACAUGGUCGGCCUGCGUCGAGUACCUGCCACACUGCGAAUUGCACUGCAUGCGGGUCACGCCAUUGCGGAUCCGCCCAGGGGAUCCUCCUCCUCCGCCCGGGCCCCCGGUGGAUCCUAUCCGCUACCUGAGGUGCCGGCCGGACUCCACCGACGGGUGCCCCGAAGAAACGACGUGUAUUAUCGACACCCGUACGGAUUCGUAUCCUCCCGACCCCAGCUUGACUGGCAUCUGCAUACCCCUGGAGAAUAUAGAGAGAUGCAAUCCAAACGAGGAGCAACCUUGCGACCAAUGGUGGUUUGACUGUUUCGAACCCGCCGACGACCUCCCGGAAGAGCCGUGUACCCGGGAGCCAGGAAAUAUAUGUAACGGUAUCUGCAUUUCGGGGGGGUUAUGGCCCUAUUGAAUCCGGGGGCCGGGGGGGCAAUGGUGAAGCGGAUCGAAAGUGGGUGGCCUGCUGCUAUAAGAAUCAUCCGCUUUUGUAUGGUCGAAACUUUUGUUAGUUGACUAUGCAUGCGUCGAUGAAAUACAGCACGGGAUACCAAAAAGAAAAACGAAAAAAAAAAAAAAAAAUUGAAAACAGAGGGAAUGAGUCGAGUUCAAGAAUGUCGGCGGAUGCCCGUGACCUCAAUCUCGUGGUCACACGACUAGUGGGCCAGUGCUUAGUCUCCCCGUUAAGGGGAUCAGCUGCUAGCAGGGGACAGCGCUUGUGUGCGAUAGAUGUGUCCGCGAAACGGGGAUUCGCUGGCCGAGGAAUAGACCCGGUUUAGCGUAGGUGGAAAAAGAAAGAAGAAAACCGAAGGAAAAAGAGGGAG